GUCACGUUUAUCGUCAUUUUCUUCUUUGCGCUUCUUGGCUCUCCCUGUUAUCCCAUUCUCUAUUUUUCCCCUUUGUCUCUUCGGAAAACUGUGUGGCGCUAAAUGGAGCAUCAGGCUAUGCUUCAUCGUUCAAUUUUCGGAGGUGGAGUGCAGAUUCUUUUGGGACCUCAUGUGGGCAUGCAUGAACAUCAUCAUAGUUUGAUAUCAAUUAUGAGAAGUCGAUUCUUCCUAAAACAUCUGAUUUCACAAAGAAAAUGUUUCAAAUCUUCCAUUUCAUGUACAUCUGAGAAGUUAAAUGGACCCCACGAGAGGAAAGAGAGUACAGCAAAAGUGAUUUAUAGUGUUGCUCCUGCAAUGGGACAUAACAAGGAAGCACAUCCAGAAUGCAGUUCAAGAGUUCCUGCAAUUGUGAAUGCUCUUGAAAAGUUGGAACUUACUCCAAAGUUUCGAGGAUCUGAGAUUGUUCAACUUCAAAAUUUUAGAACAGCUACAGCAGAAGAUAUUGCAAGUGUACAUACCAAAUCUUAUAUUUUUGGCCUUGAGAAGGCUAUGGAGCAGGCUUCAGAACAGGGGAUUAUACACAUUGAUGGCUCUGGGCCCACAUACGCCACUUCCACAACAUUCAACGAGUCAUUAAUUGCUGCUGGAGCAGGCCUAUCUUUGGUUGAUUCAGUGGUGGCAGCAUCACAAAUCAGUGAAAAUCCUCCUGUUGGUUUUGCCUUGAUAAGGCCACCUGGACAUCAUGCAGUUCCAAAGGGGCCCAUGGGAUUUUGUGUGUUUGGCAAUGUGGCAAUUGCAGCUCGAUAUGCUCAACGUGUUCAUGGAUUAAAACGUGUUUUCAUCAUUGAUUUUGAUGUGCAUCAUGGAAAUGGGACUAAUGAUGCUUUUUAUGAUGAUCCUGAUAUAUUCUUUCUUUCUACUCAUCAAGAUGGAAGCUACCCAGGCACAGGAAAAAUUGAUAAUAUAGGACAUGGAAAUGGUGAAGGAGCAACACUUAAUUUGCCAUUAGCAGGAGGCUCUGGUGAUAUAGCCAUGCAAACUGUCUUCCAUCAAGUCAUCGUACCUUCAGCCCAAAGAUUUAACCCCGAUAUAAUUCUUGUUUCAGCAGGAUAUGAUGGACACGUACUGGAUCCACUGGCGAAUUUCCAAUUCACAACAGGAACGUAUUACAUGCUGGCAUCAAGCAUCAAACAGCUUGCAAAAGAGCUUUGUGGAGGUCGAUGUGUGUUUUUCUUGGAAGGAGGAUACAACCUUAAGUCUCUUUCCAAUUCUGUUGCAGAAUCUUUUCGUGCUUUUAUUGGAGAAAAAAGCAUGGCGACACAACUUGAUGAGUUUGGCUUCUUGUAUGAUGAACCAUCUUUUAAACUGGUCACUGGAUUACGUGGCACUGACUGGGAAGCCCUACAUGUUGCUGACCGGACAAAGAAGCUGACACUGGACAAAGAAGCUGACAUGGCAGCCAUGUCAUCACAUUAG
Messenger RNA from Lactuca virosa, 1476 nucleotides. The record is from the annotation of a GenBank genome assembly. Lineage: Eukaryota; Viridiplantae; Streptophyta; Magnoliopsida; Asterales; Asteraceae.